CUUUAAGGAUGCUGGGAAAAUGAAUCGAUUGGAGAGAAACUGUAGAUGACAGGUGAGGUGAACACGUUCAAGCCUCCCGCUUGAAGCUUGAAGACGAAUAAGGAGUUUUUCUUAUCUUACAGGGAUUCCCCUUGCCUGACUGCACCUGCGCAUCGCCACCAUGCCAGUUCUCAAUCAAGAACCCUCCAAAGACCUGGAGCCCAGUGAUAGUCCGCCAAAACUGCCGCUCCCAGCGCUGAAGAACACGCUGGACACAUACCUGAGGUGCAUGAAACACCUGCUGACAGAGGAGCAGUUCAAAAGAACACAAGAGGCGGUGAAGCACUUUGGCGCCCCCGGUGGCGUGGGGGAGCUACUGCACGGCAAGCUGGUGGAGAGAAGAGAGAAGAAGGCCAACUGGGUGUAUGACUACUGGUUAAAUGACAUGUACCUCAACAACAGACUUGCACUGCCGGUCAACUCCAGCCCAGCGAUGGUCUUCCCGCCACAGAAUUUCAGAGCUCCUAUUGAUUCCCUAAAGUUUGCUGCAAACUUGAUCUCCGGAAUUCUAGAGUACAAAAGUCAACUUGAUGCACGUGCUUUACCUGUGGAGUACGCCCGAGGUCAGCUGGCUGGAACCUCUCUUUGCAUGGAGCAGUAUUAUCGCAUCUUUACCUCCUACCGGGUACCGGGCCACGAAAGGGACACGCUGGUGGCGCAGGACAGUACUGUGAUGCCGGAACCGGAACACAUCAUUGUGGCUUGUAAAAACCAGUUAUUUGUGCUGGAUGUGGUCAUCAAUUUCCGGCGCCUGAGCAGCCAAGACCUCCUGACUCAGCUGGAGAAGAUCGUAAAAAUGGCUGAAAAUCAUGAUGAGCGGCAGCCACCGAUCGGUCUUCUUACCUCUGAUGGCCGCGCCGAGUGGGCCGAGGCUCGCAGCGUCCUUGUGAGAGAGUCAACCAACAGGGACUCGUUGGACAUGAUCGAGCGCUGCCUUUGUUUGGUCUGUCUGGAUGACGCCAGCGGGACCGACCUGACCGACUCCACUCGGGCCAUGUUGAUGCUGCACGGGGGAGGAGUGGCCGGGAAUGGGGGCAACCGCUGGUACGACAAGAGUGUACAGUUUGUUGUAGGCGCUGGUGGCUGCUGCGGCGUCGUGUGUGAGCAUUCACCAUUUGAAGGGAUUAUUCUGGUGCAGUGCAUGGAGUACCUUCUCAAGUACAUGAUCGGCAGCCCAUCCAAGCUGGUGAGAGCUGCAAGUGUGAGCGAGCUACCAGCACCAAGACGACUCCGCUGGAAAUGCACCCAGGGGAUGCACAAACUCCUUGCAUCUUCUGAAGACAAACUCCAGAGGCUGGUGAAGAAUCUAGACAUGAACGUCCACAAAUUCCACCAUUAUGGGAAAGAAUUCAUCAAGAAGCUGAAAAUGAGUCCUGAUGCCUUCAUCCAGGUGGCUCUUCAGCUGGCCUACUACAGAUGCCACAACAGGCAAGUUUCCACCUAUGAGAGCGCUUCCAUACGACGCUUUAAGGACGGACGAGUGGACAACAUUCGCUCUGCUACUCCAGAGGCCCUACACUUUGUCAGAGCGAUGAGCAACGGACACAAAAGUGAUGCAGAGAAGAUGGAGCUGCUACGAGGCGCCAUAUCAGCACAGACAAAAUAUUCCACACAGGCUAUCACGGGGAUGGCCAUCGACAACCACCUACUGGGAUUACGCGAGAUUGCACAGGAAUUGAAGAUAGACAAGCCAGAGAUGUUCAAAGAUGAAGCAUACCGCAUCAGUAAUCAGUUCCUGCUCUCUACAAGUCAGGUUCCAACCACUGUUGAGAUGUUCUGCUGCUACGGACCCGUGGUUCCAAAUGGAUACGGGGUGUGCUACAACCCUCAGUCGGACCACUUUGUCUUCAGCGUCUCCAGCUUUCGGGAGAGUCCUCACACUUGCUCAUCAAAAUUUGUAAAAAAUUUGGAACAGGGACUUUUAGACAUGAGGGAUCUGUGCCAUAAAAGCAGCCCUAAUGCCCACGAGCCUAGACAGGGCCAGACCAUGGAGACCCCCACCCAAAAGAAACGUGCGGACCUUAGCAAGGGACAGGGAACACAGCCAAAGGUUCUAGAGAAGACAGAAAGCCAGACUAAAUCGAAAGCUGGUGGUAAACCUUAGGACUUGACUUGAAAGGUGUCUCUUAUGUGCCACAAUAAUGGUCCACAGUCGUCCCUCGUUUCUAGCGGUUAAUUGGUUCCAGGAUUCAACGUAAUUACAGCAUAGAAAAAAUAUUUAGGACUUUCUAAAUACGUUUUUUUUUAACAUUAUCAGAGCCCUCUAGACAUGAAAUAACACACCUAUAGGCACCUUUACACUCUUAAUAUUCAUUGUUUACAUCACAUUGCUAAACUUUUAUGCUUCAGGGACUCGAGAAGGCCGCUAGCUAGCAAGCUAUCAAGCAAGAGAGAUAGCAGGCAUCCUUGAAUUUAUUUCUUCUAAACUUAGAAAGCCAAAAACUUCAUGCAGUGUUAAGGUAAUGUAAUGUAAGCUAAUGUCUCAAUGUUUUGUGUCAUUACUGCCACCGAGUGACCAGGGGCCUCAUCUAUAAAAAUGUGCGUGGAAACCUGACUAAAAGUCUGUGUACGCCAGAAACCCAAAAUGCGCCUACGGACAAAAAUAUUCAGACCUAUAAUAAGUGGCGUACGCACACCUUUGCGCAAUUUACGCAACUCCGCCUCAAGUUACGCCCUUUCCACGCCUCCACUUCACCAUAGAAGGUCAAUGCAAAGUGACUCAUGCAUGAAUGUGGCUUCCACAUUUAAAAAGUCUUGAUUGCAUUGCAAUCACUGCUGGUGGGAAGACGAAGAGGAUGAAGAAGCUGCAUAACAAAUAAAACAAAGAUUGCGUGACAGCACGUCUGCUGUCAUCGCUGUGACUUGAGCUGGGCCAACCGAGGCAAAACUAACAACAAAAAAAGUGGUCCGAUAUCAAGGCACACGUUUCCAUUUUUAGUGAGCACGUUUCUACAUUUUUCCUAAUUGAUACCACAUUUUAGAUGAAUAUAAGCUUAGCAAAGUCUGUUUCAUCUAAAGGUAAAGACUCAAAAUAGGGAUGUUGAUGUUGAAAAUGAAUUGCUGUAAUUCCAGACGGAUAUUUUAAAUAAAUAUUUAACUUAAUGAUGACAUUUUGACCAUUAAAAUAUUAGGUAUAUUAUAAUUAGUUUAUGAGGAACUGUUGUGUGUUAUUUUACGCACACGGCCCUGACACUGUCCACACAUGGUAAAUAAACUGAUGACAUAUUUGUCUUAUUUUUUGGAGAACUGUCCAAAAAAAAGCGAGAAACGAAGAAGUGAGGACAUAUUAUCUCUGUAUCUUGUAAACUUAAACCCUACAGAAUUAUUUAAUUGACAACUUGAUGUUUGUUAUCAUUAAUAUUUAUAAUGCUUUUAAGUCCGUAACGGCGUGAUGUUUUCAUGCAAUCAUACUUAAAUCUUUAUCGGCUUCCAGUGCAUGUUUUUUUCUAACAUAUGAUUUCACUUCACCACUUAAAAUGUGCGCCGCCUCUUUGCCAUGUCUCCAAAAAGUGCCUACGCCAGCUACAAAGGUGACGUACCGGUGUGCACAUUCUCACGUCAGCUUGUAUUUUGAUAGAUCACGUACUUUGCGUGGAAAACGGCGUACGCAACUUUUCACCCCUGUUUUGUGCGCUUCAUAGUUGCUUCAUAGAUGAGGCCCCAGAAUACCACAUAUCACUUAUUUCAAUAUGUUUUAAUAUUAGACCAAAGUCUACCACAAAACAGCCAUCAUUUAUUAAUUACCGGUAAUUAAUCGCUGACAAAAAGUGAUAUAGCGAGGGAGCGAUAAUCAAAUGGCGAUAUUACGAGGGACGACUGUACAUAUAAACAAGAAUAUAACAUAGUUACAGAUAAAAGGUUAAAUGUAUAUAUGUCUAUCCUCAAAUAGUGGCCCCAGCCGUUCCCUAGGUGUUCGUUGGGUAAAAUAAGACACCUGUUUCUGACCUUUUCAAGUUCACUAAGGCAGCAUUUAAAGCAGGCAAGUUUCAGUAUGCUGCUUCUUGAUUUGGUUAGCGCUUCUAACACGAGUGCGUAGCGGGUCUUGGUUCUAAAACACGGCUUUAUUCUGUAGACCGGGAGUCCUCAACUAGAUUGGUGAAUGUUGCUCGGCAGACAUUGUGAGGGCCAGAUGAUACUGUUAAACAAAUAAUAAUAUUACAUUGUAAUUAAUCAUUUAAAUUCAUUAUAUAAAGCAUUUUCAGUACAGUAUUAUUUUAUAAGACAUACAUUUUCAGUAUUUAUUUUAUUGUGUGUAGCUAGAUGUAUUUAUUUUUGUAUCAUAAGGCCUGCUGUGGAAAUGCAAUUGAGACAAAAUAUAUACUGUACUGUAUGAAUCAUACACAGCAGAGGUGAUAACUGUACUUACGCGUGUACUGCAAUGCAUUUCAUUUAGUAUAUAAGAACAAGCGGACGUGCACUUGAAGUCUAUGUAACAUGUCCACAAUGAGGCAUGUUAACUUCCACACACACAUUUGGCAGUAAGGCCAACAUGAUUGCACUUAGAUUUGUGUCCCAGAUGAAGCCAACACAAUAAUAUAUUUGCACAUUUUAUUGAAUGACAAAUGGAGCAUUCAUAAAGAUGCUAUACGGAAUUACUGUACGCCGACUGUAUCAUCACAAAUAUAUUGUAUAUGUGCUUUGUGACUCCACAAGCUAUUACAUGCUUCUGGUUCAAUCUCAUCUCUGUAUUCGAGUGUGCUUUAAUGCAGCAUUUGUACGCAAAGAGACGGUUAAAUAGUUAUGAUGUUUAUUUACACAUGAGGGUUCAAACGAGACGAGCGAGCGUCAACGCCGCCCGUCGGGCCUCGCGGGCUUUGUUGUCUGCGUUUGUGCGUGCUCGAGCCUUAUGUUGCAAAAAGUAAACAAGUCUCUGCGCCAGCUGGCUGAUGUCUGCUAAUGAGGCGAGCUGUGACGAUAAAGAGGCAUUCCUUCACUAACGGCUCAGAUGGCAAAAAGCAAAGGCAGACACGCGUCUACUGAUGCCUGUCAGAAGCACUUUAAUUACCUUAAUAUCACACGUAGAACACUAUUGUUUAUAUACACAGGUACUCUGGUACGGUGUGAAAGGAUGAAAGUACAUCAGGGCCACAUGGAAAAGGGGAAAAAAGAUGUCAUGUGACAACAAUAAAGUCAUCAUGUCACAAACACAAGUGGUAAUGUCACAUGAAAAUCACCAUUCUGUGGCAAUGUAGUUAUCUACAUACUCAAAUGUUACGAGAAGAAAGUUGUGCUGUUACGAAAAACUUUGCAGUGUUGUUAUGUAACAACAGAAAGAAUAAAGUUAUAUGGCUACAAAAAACGUUGUUGUAAUGUUAUGAAAAAAUGUUACCAAAAUAAUGUGGAAUGUGACAAGAGUAAACUCAUGUGGGAAUGAGUACAAAGUUGUGGUGUUAUGAAAAAUAGUUGGAAUGUUUCCAAAAAAGGCUACGCUUACA
Molecule: messenger RNA, 5474 nt
Organism: Dunckerocampus dactyliophorus (ringed pipefish)
Lineage: Eukaryota; Metazoa; Chordata; Actinopteri; Syngnathiformes; Syngnathidae
Gene: chata
Product: choline O-acetyltransferase a
Exons: 15
Coding region: 161-2143 (660 amino acids)
Biological process (GO): neuromuscular synaptic transmission; acetylcholine biosynthetic process
Cellular component (GO): cytoplasm; neuron projection
Molecular function (GO): choline O-acetyltransferase activity
Source: RefSeq, a predicted model, not a curated record